Ostreobium quekettii is the source of this 1377-nucleotide messenger RNA. The record is from the annotation of a GenBank genome assembly. Lineage: Eukaryota; Viridiplantae; Chlorophyta; Ulvophyceae; Bryopsidales; Ostreobiaceae.
AUGGCGGAAAGGAACGCGGGUGAGGACAGUAGCCUCAUAGGGUCUUUUGUGUCCUGGGGAAGCGAUUGGCUGGGGUAUGCUCAGAACCAAAUCAACAGUUUCAUUGGGUUCGACCAGCUUGAGGUUGUGAACCCCGAGAGCGAGGGCGCUGAGAGGGGGGCCAGCGCCGGGAACUCAGACGAUGAACGCCAACAGCUGUGGUCCAGCUUUCAGCAGUAUGUCGGGAUGGACAUCACUUCCCUGGUCACGGUGCCCGUGUGGAUCAUGGAGCCAUUCUCAGUGCUCCAGAGAAUGGCUGAGAUUAUGGAAUACACAGAGAUUCUGGACAGGGCCAACGCGUGUGAAGACCGCUUGCAGCGGCUUGCGCUUGUGGCGGCCUUUGGCGUGACACCCUACGGUUCGUCCGAGCGUCCAUGGAAGCCUUUCAAUCCGAUUUUGGGAGAGACUUUCCAAUUGCAGUGCGGCAACGGUGUGCGCUUUCUGUCAGAGCAAGUCUCUCAUCAUCCUCCGAUUGGCGCAGCCCACGCGGAGAACCGGAACUUCGUGUAUGACAUCAUUGCAGCGCCAAAGUCAAAGUUUCUAGGAAACUCUGUGGAAAUUUAUCCACAAGGGCGGACGCGAAUAAGGCUGAAGAGGACAGGGGAGGUGUUUUCGCUGGUGCCGCCGACGUCAAAGGCGUGCAAUGUCGUGGUUGGUGGCAUCUGGAUCGACUCAUUUGGGACUUUGACUGUGGUGAACGUGAGCACAGGUGACAAAGCCGCUUUGGAGUUCACGCCCUGCGGCUGGUUUGGUGCUGGGCGAUAUGAGUACGAAGGACACGUUACGGACGGCAGCACUGGCGCAAAAGCCCUGCGCGUAUUUGGAAAGUGGAACUCGCAUUGCUCUGUUGAGCGCUUGGAGGAUGGUUCGGCGGAGAGCAGUGGUCAGGCAGAGCGCUUGUGGACUUGCGCAGAGAAGCCCGCCGAUGACGUCUACAGCCGCACCCAUUUUUGCUUGAAGUGCAACACGUGCUCAGGCGCUGCUGAGCCUCUCGCUUCCGAUUCACGCCGUAGAUCAGACAUAGCGUUCCUUAACAAGGGAGACUCCACCGCGGCAGGGACUUGGAAGUACGACCUGGAGGAGAUGCAAAGGGCAGAAAGGCGCGAGAGAGAGAAAAGGGGCGACACCUGGGAACCCAGGUGGUUCCGGAGGGUGUCCAGUGGGGACCCAGAGCUCACCGUGCACCCCUGGGAGUACUCAUUGAAGGAAGUGCCGCACUGGGAGUGGACAGGGGACUUUGACAAUUGGGGGGGACCUGCACGUGUUUCUAAUGAAGACAGCGUGCUGGGCCAGGGGUUCUCCCCAUGGCAAUAUCCGGAGUUGCAUGGAAAGGCAUGA